Drosophila sechellia is the source of this 2503-nucleotide messenger RNA. It is a transcript of the gene Caf1-105, whose product is annotated as chromatin assembly factor 1, p105 subunit. The transcript is spliced from 2 exons. NCBI's taxonomy places the organism in Eukaryota, Metazoa, Arthropoda, Insecta, Diptera, Drosophilidae. The record is from RefSeq and is a predicted model, not a curated record. Gene Ontology annotation, biological process: DNA replication-dependent chromatin assembly; nucleosome assembly. Gene Ontology annotation, cellular component: nucleus; CAF-1 complex. Gene Ontology annotation, molecular function: protein binding. The coding region runs from base 89 to 2341 and encodes 750 amino acids.
UCACACUUUUAGGCGCGAAUUCUGCCGCAUAAAGUAAUUUUUCUCUUCGCACUUCAAGUUAUCAACGGCGGCCAAUUAAGUAAACAGGAUGAAGUGCAAGAUACCCGAGAUUUCGUGGCACAACCGCGAUCCUGUCCUGAGUGUGGAUAUACAGCAAAAUGGCCUUGGUCUGCGUUCUCCGACGAUAUGCCGCCUAGCCUCUGGUGGUUCGGAUGCCCAUGUCCUCAUUUGGUAUGUGAACCGAAGUGAUGACGCUGAGGGCGUGGAUGUGGAGCUGGCCGCCGACCUGUCCCGGCAUCAGCGUGCUGUCAACGCCGUCCGCUGGUCGCCGAACGGAGAACUGUUGGCAUCCGGCGAUGACGAGAGUGUUGUCUUUAUAUGGAAACAGAAGGCCGACCACGAAGUUGUCAACAUUGUGGACGCCGAUGGCUGCAGUGAACAGGACAAGGAGGUCUGGUUGACCCUCAAGGUACUGCGCGGCCAUCGCGAGGAUAUCUACGAUCUCAGCUGGGCGCCGAACUCACAGUUUCUGGUCAGCGGAUCCGUGGAUAACACAGCGAUGCUCUGGGAUGUGCACAGUGGCAAAUCACUGGCUAUUCUAGAUGACCACAAGGGCUAUGUACAGGGCGUGGCAUGGGAUCCCUGCAAUCAAUACAUCGCCACCAUGAGCACCGACAGACAAAUGCGGAUAUUUGAUGUCAAUACCAAGCGAGUGCUGCACCGAGUCAGCAAAUGUGCACUCCCAGUAAAAGAGGACCACGAGAUGCACGGCAAGAGCAUGCGAUUGUACCAAGAUGGAACCUUGCAGACCUUUUUUCGCCGCUUAUGCUUCACACCCGAUGGUAAGCUGCUGUUAACGCCGUCAGGAAUUACCGACUACGAUGGUGUUGUGAAACCCAUAAACACCAGCUAUGGGUUUAGUCGCCAUGAUUUGUCCAAACCCGCCUUUGUGCUGCCCUUUCCCAACGAAUACGCGGUGGCAGUUCGCUGCUCUCCGGUACUGUACCGUCUGAGACCGUACAAUGCGGAGAAGAAUCCUCCGAUUAUUUUGCUGCCGUACCGCAUGAUCUAUGCUGUGGCCACAAAGAACGCUGUGUUCUUCUACGACACCCAGCAGCCGGUGCCGUUUGCCAUUGUCUCCAACAUCCACUACAGCAGGCUUACGGAUUUGACCUGGUCGAGCGACGGCACCGUCCUGAUCGUGUCCAGCACCGAUGGCUACUGCUCACUGAUUACCUUCGAGCCGAACGAGCUGGGCGACUGCUAUGAAGAUAUGGAAGCUGUGCUGAGCGUUGUUCUAAAAUCUUCAGAGAAUGCAACGGUGUUGAAAAAGAAGAGGCAAAAGCUCCGCAAGGCAUCGUUAGAUGAAGUGACAGCCUCACGGAAACCACUGCAGGAAAAAUCGAAACCGAAUACAAUUAGAAGGGCUUCCGAAGCGGGUAUCAAAGAGCUAGGGGAACCCGAGCUGGAUGCUGAAAACGAGUCAUCAACGCACAGUGUCAGUUCGAGUAAAACGAACAGUCCCAAAACAAACGCCAGCGGAGAGAUGAAACCCACUCCCAUCGCCAUCAGGCGUUCGCCACGUAAAAAUUCGACUGCACCCAUGCCGAUUGCUAUACGUAGAGCUCCGCGUAAGUCGGAGGAUAAGGGGAAUAGCGAAUCGAGCAAGCCCAAAGAAGAAACUGAAGUAGCUAACACAAAAACGGCUGAAGUGCAGAAAACAGAGGCAUCACCUGUCAAGCGCAAGAUGAGCCCAGAGGCAGUGCCUCCAGCAAAAACAUCACAGCCGGCACUUGGAGUUAUCCCGGUUAUGGACAAGGUGAUCAUCAGUUCUGAUGAAAAGUUCGAGUCGCCUGAGAAGAAGUCCCGACCCGCAACACCAAUCCAAGUGCGUCGCCAGCCACGAACUCCUGGCAGCUCCAGCCACUUUAAUCUAACGCCGAAAAGCCAACCCGCCAAGCAAGCUACUCCCAUUGCAGUGAGGAGAACUCCACGCGUACUCAUCGAAAUGCCGGUGAACUCGCCUGUGGUUCCAAUGGAGGAGGCCAUGGAUGCCUGGCCCCUCGAGGAGGGCAUCACACCCCUGCCAGCGGCAAAAAAGGAUUCUCAAAAACCCUUGCCGGAGACUUUAAACACCGAAACGAAACCUGCGGUAAUAGAAGCCAGUGAGGCCACCUGCGAGCGAACUGAGGACAUUCGUCUGGUCUACGAGGAUACGCAAGAGGAAACACCGAAAAAUCCGACUGAAUCGGGGCCAUCCACGCCGAACAACAAGACGCCACGUCGGGUGUCCUUGCGAACCAUAUCCACGCCCAAAUCAAAAAAGAAACUUUUAGAGUAACUAUGCAAUAGAUUAGACGUAACAGAUUUAUGUUAGAGGAACUCCUAAAAAUGAUUAUGGUUUUAGGGAUCUUUGGGGAUACCCCAUAAAAAAUUGUAAAAAAUAGCCAGAAUUCUUCCUAAAAUAUUCCACAAUAAAACGCAACACAAGGUUUAGAGGUAA